AUGAGAAGUGGCCAGGAGAAGAAGGGUCCGUCUAAGGGGAAAUGGAAACAGGACAACAGCCCCAACAACACAAUGCUGAUGCAGAAAUUUAAGAAGCUCUCUCCGGCUGCUGUGGAGGUUAUGAGAAUCUAUCGUCUGAGGCUGCAGCAAUAUUCCUUGACCCGAGGCCUGUACCUGAAACGAUACAAGAUCAACGGUGAAGUGUUCAUUAGAGACGUCCUUAUCAACCAAGGGGCAGGAUCCAAAAGCGGUAGAUCGAUAUUGAAAAUGGAAGGAGCAGCGACGCGCACUGUGAUAACGUCUACAAGCAGCAGGACGGAACAUUUUUCCACCUCUACUCUGGCUUACGACAGGCAGUUUCUUCGCACUGUUUCGGGGCUCCUCGUUUUCGCAGAAAUAGUGUUUGGUCUGCUGGUAUGGAUGCUGAUAGCAGGGACGGAGUACUUCCGUGUGUCUGCCUUUGGGUGGGUCAUGUUUGUGGCCAUCUUGUACUGGGUCCUGACGGUCAUCUUCCUCAUCAUCUACCUGACCACGGCUUACAACAGGAUCCCUCAGGUCCCCUGGACAACUGUGGGUCUGUUCUUCAACAGUAGUGCUACAGUGAUGUAUGUGGUGGUAGCAGCAGUGGACGCAGCCUCAAUCAGCCAUGCUAUUAAGGGGCGUCAUAACUACACCUGCUGGGUCGCAUCCACAUUCUUUGCCUUCCUGGUCACGCUCUGCUAUGCAGGAAGUACAUAUUUCAGUUUUAAAUCAUGGAGAUCAAGGGAUGAGGAACAAUAACCAAUCACAAAGGACAGCUAAAGUAUAUCCGUUAUGGAACACAUGAAGGAUCUUGAAAAGUACACAUGGUUAA
Messenger RNA from Salvelinus namaycush (lake trout), 853 nucleotides. RefSeq names its product CKLF-like MARVEL transmembrane domain-containing protein 8. Lineage: Eukaryota; Metazoa; Chordata; Actinopteri; Salmoniformes; Salmonidae. Gene Ontology annotation, biological process: myelination. The record is from RefSeq and is a predicted model, not a curated record. The transcript is spliced from 6 exons. Gene Ontology annotation, cellular component: membrane. Gene Ontology annotation, molecular function: structural constituent of myelin sheath. The coding region runs from base 1 to 780 and encodes 259 amino acids.